UAUUGUUGAUGGAGCAGAAAUUCUUUUUAUCGUGAAAAAAUAAAUUUAAUGAGCACAACAAACAACAAAAAAUCUCCUCAACUCCACGGAAAAGCUCGUUAACAAUUCUCACAAAAUUCGAUAAAUUUAAGGGUCUCAGAUAAUCAUCGUUCGUUGCUAUUUUUUUGAGAAUGGCACCCACCCGCUUAGUGUUACAUGAGGAAGAUGUAAUCCGGUUAGUCUUGGAGUUCUUCAAUAAUCGCGAAUUGUACAUCAGUCAGUUAUCGCUGGAGCGUGAAACCGGCGUCAUUAAUGGAAAAUAUUCGGAUGACGUGCUUUUCCUGCGACAAUUGGUGCUCGACGGGCAAUGGGACGACACGUUAGAGUUCAUUCAGCCCCUCGAAGCGCUCCAAAACUUCAAUAUGCGACAUUUCAAGUACACGAUUUUGCGACACAAGUACAUCGAGCUGCUUUGUAUCAAGUCAGAAGCGAAUUUGGGUACAGGUCCGUCGCUGAAUUCCGUCGAGGUAGCUGUCGAAGAGGUCGUUCAAGUGCUCGCCGAGCUGGAAAAGCUCUCACCAUCCAAAGAAGAAUACUCGCAACUGUGUUUACUGCUGACGUUGCCACGUCUCGUCGAUCAUUUGCACUACAAAGACUGGAAUCCGAGCAAAGCGCGUGUCGAAUGUUUCAAGGAAAUUUUUCCGCUUGUCGAAAAAUUCCUGCCGGGUGAUAAAACGAAGGAAACGGGACCGGGAGCGGCAAAAAAUGAUCGUUUAAUACAACUGGCGAUCAAGGGAUUGCUCUAUGAGUCGUGCGUGAACUACUGCCAACUGAAGGCAACCAAGUCAGAUGCGCCCGCAAACUCCAUAGACUUUUCCAAGUUGCUUGACACGCAUACGCAGGGCUUUAGUGAUAGCGAUUUGUCGUUGCUUUCGUGGAUCCAGAGCAUUCCGGCAGACGUUUUUUCCAUUCCAUUCGAGCAAAAGUCGUUGAAUGUCGAUGUUGAGCGCCUGGAAAAGCCCACACUCGAGACAAGUUGGACCGAGCACAUGCUCAUUACGCCGAUCAAGCCGAAAACUUUUCCUCAUUCAGUGAUGCCUUUUACGAGACCAAAAUCUGCGGCAGAUAUUAUGACAAGAUCGUUGCUUCCGUCGUUGGAUGCCGUCACGGUUGCCGCGAAUCUUAAGACGAUACACGAAAAUGCGAUCAUGUCGCGUUCGAGUUUUCCGAGUUUUCAUUUGAAUGACAAAAAUAAGCCGGUGACAGCGGUUCCGGGGAAUAAUUCGACGAGCACGAGUCGCAUGAUGACUUCGAGUGUUGAUCGGUUGUUCGAGAAUGAGGGAGAUGUCUUCAUUAGUAAUCAUUUUAUUGAUUUUCAGGCACUUCCCUGCAUCCACGAAACAAACCCAAGCACGGGAAAAGUAGUCGACAUAAGUGCUCAGGGUGCUACCAAAACGACAGAUAUCGUACUCGAAGCUGAAAAUGAGCGAGAUUCUCCCAUUACAUCUACCGCAAAAAGCUCCCGACGUGAUUCUUUAAAUGAAAAAAUCUACUUGACAUCUAGCGAAACGCCUCCCGUUCUGCGAAAUGAACCAAUUCCCGUGAUGCAUCAACAAAGAUUACCUCCAAAUCCCGUCAACAAUGGACAACAAAACGGAAAUGCCGCCAACGGCAGCGAACUUCUCGAGAAAUUCCAGAAGCAGAAACAAACUGUCGUCGUUGAAGUGAACAAAAAUCGCCCCCCGAGCACUGCGUCGUCGGGUCAGAGCGCACAACAAGCCUCGUAUGCACAAAGCGAGCCGAGGAAUAGUCUCCCAAGCACGGCGGAAGAUCACAUCAACAGUGCAGCUACUGAUCAAAAUCGACCGAAAUUUAUUGCCGUUACCACACUCGAGGAUGUACAAGCGGUGCGUUGUGCUGAAUUUCAUCCCAGUGGCAAUUUCUAUGCAGUUGGCUCGAACUCCAAGACCUUCCGGAUUUGCGAAUAUCCGACGUUGGCGGAUGUGAGGGAAAAUCACACGGCGUACCAACCAACGGUACUUUUUAAACGCACGAAACAUCACAAAGGAUCGAUUUAUUGCAUGGCAUGGUCGCCCCAAGGUGAUUUAAUUGCAACAGGCUCAAAUGACAAGACAGUAAAGUUGAUGCGGUUCAAUGAAGUACAGAAACAAUUGGAGGGAAGAGAGACGGAACUCACAAUGCACGAUGGAACAGUCCGUGAUUUGUGCUUUUUGGAAGACAGCGUCAACAAAUGUAGCUUAUUGAUCAGCGGAGGAGCCGGAGAUUGCAAGAUUUAUGUGACAGACUGUUCGACAUCGACUCCUUUCCAAGCGCUUAGUGGGCAUAGCGGGCACGUGCUUUCUUUGUUUAACUGGGGAGGUGUCACUUUUGUCUCAGGAUCACAAGACAAAACUGUGCGAUUUUGGGACUUACGUACCCGAGGAUGCGUGAAUGUCGUUACUCCCGUCACAAGUACGAACUCCAAUUUGGGAUCGCCAGUCGCGGGCGUUUGUGUCGAUCCAUCAGGUCGUCUACUUGUGAGUGGGCACGAAGAUAGUUCAUGCGUUUUGUAUGACAUUCGUGGAAAUCGUAUCAUUCAAUGCUUUAAACCGCAUGCAACUGACAUCAGAUCAAUCCGUUUCUCCCCAUCCGCAUAUUAUCUCUUAACUGGCGGCUAUGACAACAAAUUAGUAUUAACAGACCUGCAAGGGGACCUCACGAUGCCUCUACCAUCCGUCGUUGUGGCACAACACAAUGACAAAGUCAUCUCUGGGCGCUGGCAUCCAAACGAUUUCUCAUUUAUUUCGACAUCUGCUGACAAAACGGCGACUUUGUGGGCAUUGCCGCCGAUGUAAAGCACUUUUUUACGACAAAAAAAUGACAAUUUAAUCAAAAAAAUUUAAUUUAAUUUUAAUUCACAUGACUUUUUUGUGUUAUUUUCUCAUGAAUUAUUUUUUUAUAUGAAUUUUUAUUUCAUAAAAAAUUAAAAAUUGUAACCAAUACGUACUAAAAAAAACCACGUCCAUAACUUUUGUAUUUCUUUCUUUCGGUUGUAAGAUAUUUUUUUUAUAUAAAAAUU
This is a messenger RNA of Culicoides brevitarsis, 3058 nucleotides long. Its product is annotated as WD repeat-containing protein 47. The coding region runs from base 171 to 2834 and encodes 887 amino acids. Lineage: Eukaryota; Metazoa; Arthropoda; Insecta; Diptera; Ceratopogonidae. Gene Ontology annotation, molecular function: protein binding. The transcript is spliced from 10 exons. The record is from RefSeq and is a predicted model, not a curated record.